AGAUAAAGAAAGAAUGACGUAACCACUUCCACAACAACAAGAAGCAGAGAAACAAGGAAGUGGAUGAUUGUGUAAAGCCGUAACCUAUAAGAAGGCCGUGACAAGAUUCGUUGAGUUCAGUGAAACCAGAUAUUUUUCAACCUCCGGAUCAAUCCACAACUAUGAAUAACAAAGGUUCAUAUCCACAGCAGGCUGUGUAUCCUCAGCAGAGCACUGCACCUGUGUACCCUCCUGCUAUGCAAAUGUCUCCUCAGGCACCCCCCUACACGGAUACACCACCUGCGUAUUCUGAGAUAUACCAGCCCAGGUAUGUGCUUCCACCUCAGAUGACUGGCCAGGUGCCGCAGAUGUCUUCUCCUUAUCCUGGCGCCCAGGUGUACAUGCCCAUGCAGCCACACAUGCAGGUUGGACCGGUGGGCCAGAAUGUCCCCAUGGCUUACUAUCCCAUGGGAACAAUGUACUCCCCUGGAUCAACAGUAAUGGUUGAAGGUGGCUUUGAUGCUGGUGCUCGCUUCUCAGCUGGCAGUAGCGUUUCCAUCCCACCACCACCUCCAGGACACCCCCCCAACGCAGCUCAGCUGGCCGCCAUGCAAGGCGCCAACGUUGUCAUGACGCAGCGUAAGAACAACUUCUUCAUGGGCGGAUCCAAUGGAGGGUAUACCAUCUGGUAACAGCAAGUCCCUCAUUGUUUAUGCCUAUACCAUACCCGCCCCCCUCCACCCCGAUGAUACCCCUGUUACUCCCCCAUCCCAUACGCCUCCUUCUUUAGGCUGCUUGGCCAUGCCACAAUACUGAUAUCACCUAACGGAAUGUAAUAUUUUAGAGCCCUUGUAAAAGGUACAGUACUCCACUUCUGACUUGGAAAUGAAACGAUAAAAACGACACCACCUGGAGAAAACCCAUCCCAUAAUCCUCCAUUGAAUCGAACCUCCAUAUUGGAACUCUACCAGGCGUCCGUAUCUGCUCAAGUGACCCGCUUUUUUCUUAUGAUCCAAUGUUACAAAUUAAAUGGAGACGUCCUUGUAAUCCUGUGAAAGUAAAUAGUUGAAAUGUCGAAAUAUCAUACUGCAUUACUAUAGUUUAGCUGCUUUAUGGUGACAGUGAAAUGCAAAGUUGCAGUUAGUUAAAAAGAAACCUUGUCUUUUUUGAAAAAUCCUUAAACGUGUAGUUAGAUGUGUAAUACUUCCUUGUAAAUAUUCUUCUGAUGAUCAAGAGAUGAAACAUCUCAACUGUUAAGAUGGGGAAGACAACAACAUCAACAAAGCAUCCUGGAUGCUUUUAGCUAGCAUCGCAUUGUCUUUUGCACAAAAAUACCCAAAUCAAAUUUGUUGCACAUGGAACAAUCUGACAGAUCGUUCUAUUUAAAUUGCUUGUAAAUGGAAAAAAAUAAAAACUUAAAUAUAAAAAAAUAAUAAUGAUUUGAUGCAAUAUCUUAAGUGGUUUACUGUACCUUGUUGGGCAACUUGUAGAUGAACAUAGUCAAGUGCCAAAGAGCACUGGGGUUAGCCCUAAACCGAAGCAACGUAACUUCAGUAACCUUAAAGGAAAGAAAUUUAAAGUCAAUCCAAAAAGAUACAUUGUAAAGGAGGGUGGUUGGUGUAACAUUUUUAGCUUUUUAUGUAUCCAGUUUCUAUUUCAGUCGGAUACCCAGUUUGUUAACAAAGUGUGUAAUCAUAAAGAUUUUAAAAUGUAUUGGGUUUUUUUCUGUUUCCACUUGGUGUUACAUAGUACCGCAUUUUUUUCAUGUACUUUCAUGUACUGUACACCUUAUUAGAAGACAUUUGGAACUUUUGUUAGCAUGAUUUCAUCAAAUAUUGGCUUUUUGACUGCUUGUCUUCGUGAUUUUGACACAAAUGUAUUUGAAAGUCAAAACCAAGGAGAAGGUUGUACCAAAGAUCUGGUAUCUUCAGUGGAUUUUAGUUUAAUCGUAACGUCAACUUAAAAGCAAUCAUAUCCACGGUCGCUCUUCUCUCCUUGUGGGUUUCAUUCAUUUAUGAGUUGCUGCAUACUUUUGCACCCUUAUUUUAUUUUUUUGCAAUGUUUUUAUCUAAGAUGCACUGCUAAGCAAAACUGAGAAGCUGCAGACAUGGGGCUAUUCUCUUAAAAACUCUGUUUUCAGGUGUUCUUAAAGAAAGACACAUGUAGACUUUGAUGUACAUCCAGCUCAAUUUUCUCUUCUUUUAAAUUUGUCAUGCGCUUUUUGUUUAAUGAGCUAAAAGUGGGAGCAAACCUUUUUGAAAUAAAAUCUACACAUGACUGUCAUUUCUUGGGCACUUUCUAAUUCUCUGAAAUAUCUUUAAGUCUUAUCAUAGCACAGCAUCUGGCAAUCUUUGUUUAGUUCAGCAUUUAAAAGGAGAUCGAUUCCAUAAAGUAACAUUUGUAAAUAUCAGGGGUUGUUCAUUUUUGUGGUGUUGGGUGUGGUGUGUUUCUGGGUAUCCGACAUAAAACGUCAAGUUUUACCAGCUGUGGCUUCCGAUAAAAGAAAGAGCACGCUUCAGGUGACUUCAGUGUUAUUUUUAUUCCAAUGAAACAUUUCCGCGAGUCUGCUUCGUUCAUUCAAUUUAAUGAUAGCCUCACCUGAAAUCCAAACACGUGACUGAAAUGUUGCUGCAGUGUCUGAAAACACACUUUAGUAUCCAUUCAUUCCCAACGUCGGCAAGGCCACAGCUGCCAAAACUUCCACACUUGAAAUGUUUUCUGUGUCUCUGCUCUCUUGGUACGGGAGUAUUACGGUGGCUUUACUCCACUCAGGUAAAGUGCCGUAAACUACUAUCCGGUCGAUGCUAUGCCAACCACAGCCAGCAAAUGAAAACACUCUUUGUUGAAGGAUUAUGGACAUUCAUAGUUCAGGGAUUCUCUUUACAAUAUUUUGUAAAAUAGAUGUAUGUGCUAAAGUGACCAGACUCACUUGGGUACACAUUCUAUCUUUUAAGAUUACUAAAGGAGAUGAGUGUCACUACAGUUUGCUGAGACAUGUCAAAGAUGGAAUACUUUGAAAAAGGUGCACUUAACUUUUUUAUACUAAACUUAAAAUUUAAAAUGUAAGUUUAGAAUAAAGGUUAUUUUGGAAAUUUCAAA
This is a messenger RNA of Oryzias latipes (Japanese medaka), 3078 nucleotides long. It is a transcript of the gene dazap2, whose product is annotated as DAZ associated protein 2. The record is from RefSeq and is a predicted model, not a curated record. Lineage: Eukaryota; Metazoa; Chordata; Actinopteri; Beloniformes; Adrianichthyidae.